Molecule: messenger RNA, 1122 nt
Organism: Seminavis robusta
Lineage: Eukaryota; Bacillariophyta; Bacillariophyceae; Naviculales; Naviculaceae
Source: the annotation of a GenBank genome assembly
AUGGCUGAAGCUCAUCAAAAGGCGCACGGUUCAAAAGAGGAUGCCAGUGCCUUCUUUGAAACACUAGCAACAGAUAACAAUACAGCAGCCGCAGUCGGUUCUCCGCCUCGGCAACAACAAGAGAGAAACCCAAACCAAGCCCAGCAGCCAGAGGUGGCAAACAAUGAAGACGAAGAAAUGCAGCAGCUUGGGCAAAAUCAUGACAACAACAACGAUUUUUCCACUGAUUUGGUCGGUGAUAGUGACCUAUCCGAGGGAAGCUCUGACAAGGACCUUGAUUCUGCCGAAUAUGGAGGAGGAUAUCGGGAAGCAGUCAAGACCUACAAGAAAGGAAUCAAGAAACGUGUUGUUCUACCGAUUGUAUUGUACAUUGAUGGUGCCGACACUGGAGCAAUGAAGAGCAUGCCUGUCACUGCUGUUAAGAUGGCUCUUGGUAUUCACACACGGAAGUACAGAGAUCAAGACCAGGCCUGGAGAGUGUUGGGUUUUGUUGCCUCCGCCAAGAAAGCAAAGGCCAAGGGGGGGAAAAUUCUGAAGCAAUCAGGUCAUGUUGCUGCCCAGCAAGCUACUAGUAGUAGUAGUAGUACGGCAUUGGAAGAAGAUGACGACGACGAGGAAGAAAGCAAAAAGGUGGCUGAUGAUCAAGGCAAGCCAGCUGAUUUUCAUGCCAUGUUGGAUGUGAUUCUAGAGAGUUUGGUUGAUGUUCAGAAGCGUGGUUUCGUCUGGGAUUUGCGAUAUAAGGGCAGGACUUGGAAGGAUCUGGAGUUUGUCCCCUAUAUCGCCUUUGUGAAAUGUGACAACAAAGAGGCCGAUACCCUUUGUGGUGCCUACAACAACUAUGGAAAGGUCCCAUUAGCACUAGAGGAAUACACGGUGCUACUCCAUCAGAAUUGCUCCAUCAGGUCCUCCUCGGUCUUUUUGCCUACGUUCGUGAUGUGCUUUAUGAGCAAGUUGGUCCUGAUUCACAUUGUGCUCAAGAAAUUGACAACCUGGCGCAGCUGUUUGGUGGCACACAUUUUGCCCGACAAUGUGAAUCAGACAUGCCAUUGUACAACUGUACAGAUGGGAUCCGUGAGGGCAGGAUCACUGCAAAAGAGUACCGGGGUGUGUUGCUUGCCAUGA